AACUAGCUCACUCUGCUCUCCAACCUGGCAAGAGGAACAACACACAGCAAAUUGCUCUCUCUCCCUGUCUGUCCAACAAGCCGGUGUCGCCAAAGUCUAAAAAAAUAGUUUUCCAGGAUGAGUUGGCAGGAUUACGUCGACAAGCAGUUGCUUGCCUCCAAGUGUGUGACGAAAGCUUGCAUUGCCGGACUGGACGGGAACGUUUGGGCCAAGUCGGAUGGUUUCGAGGUUGGGAAGGAAGAGAUUGUAAAGCUGGUCUCGGGAUUUGAUAAUCAGGACAUUUUGACGGGGUCGGGAGUAACGCUGGCAGGACAGCGGUACAUCUACCUCUCCGGAACUGAUCGCGUCGUCCGUGCCAAGUUUGGCAAAAUCGGCGUCCACUGCAUGAAGACUCAACAAGCCGUUGUGGUGUCCCUGUACGAAGAUCCAAUCCAACCUCAGCAAGCGGCCUCGGUAGUUGAAAAGUUAGGAGAUUACUUAGUAUCCUGUGGAUAUUGAUGGAUGAGAAGGAUGAGGCUGUCCCUCCCCCUACCCCCCUUCAACCCUACAAUAAAUGCUUUCUCUUAUUAUUAAAUUAUAUUAAUGAGUUGGAUUUGACUAAAAAUGUUAGUAACUACUUUUUCUUCUCAACUAUACAUAAUACUACUUGCUACCAAACUACGAUUGAUGGUAAUUUUGUAACAAUGAUGAUUAUUACUUGUAAUAAUUAAAAUUAUAAAUUUACUACUACUAUUACUACUAUACUAAACUACGACUAAAUAUUACUGCUAUUUGCUAUUACUCUGCACUGCUAGUUAGUUAUAAAUUAGCUAAUAGUUAAAAAAAAUAAGCUUAAUAAAAAUAGUUACUUGCUAAUUAAUAAAAAAAACAAUGCGGAGAAUACCACGGAGGGAGAAGAAGAAGAAGAGGAUGAAGAAUCGGCUCAAAAUUUCUAAAAUGUGUUAAACCAGGAGAAAAAGAAAACUGAUAUGUAUUGUAUUUACGCAUCAUGGUCAGCCUAUAUAGUCAGUCAUCAUGCAAAUUAUUUUAGGAUACUUAAUGUUAUAAUAAUGCUGUGUGUGGGUGUGGAUUGAGGUUGAGGAGGAGAUGGCGGAAAAGUGGGCGUGAUUGGUCAGUCGUAUAUGUACGUUAGCUUUGUAGCCUUUUCAAAUUUCAUUUGAUUAAAGAGAAGAUUUUUUGAAAAUGAAAAAUAUA
Molecule: messenger RNA, 1194 nt
Organism: Folsomia candida
Lineage: Eukaryota; Metazoa; Arthropoda; Collembola; Entomobryomorpha; Isotomidae
Gene: chic
Product: profilin
Exons: 3
Coding region: 118-498 (126 amino acids)
Cellular component (GO): cell cortex
Molecular function (GO): actin monomer binding
Source: RefSeq, a predicted model, not a curated record